GUGGACUGCGUCUCAGGAAAGGUCUUCUUCAGCGCGGAGGCGGAGCCGGGCGAGCUGAGGAAGCUCAGGUCCGGAGAGCGGCUGUUUCUGCUGGUUAAGAAGCACACCCCGCUCGCGGUUUCUAGAAGUAAAGGGAAAAUGCUGCAUGAGAUUAAAAGCCUUGCCAUUGAGGAACCAAAGUAUUGGCUGGAUGUUAUCUCUAUUUGGAGAAACCUUCACAGGCAUGAGAGGAAUAAAGAUGAUGUCUCUCAAGAAAACCCAUUGCCUCUGAAGAGAAAAUCAGAAGAGUCAAAUAUUGCAACUAAAAGGCAGAAAACAGAGCAAGUGAGAGAGACACUGUCUGAGGAAUGUCAAGUGCAAGCUGGAGAGACACGUGUAGUACCAGAAAGAAAGAAUGAUCAGGACUGCAGGACUGAAAGCAAGGCUUCCUUAGAAGACCCUUCCGAAAGCAGUGGAGAGAAACCUAUUGCGAAUGAGCAGUUUAGUUUCAGUUUCAGAGUUUCUUGUCGUUGUAGUGGAGCGAUUGCCAAAAUACUUACUUCACAGGAGAUUGGAAGAGCCGUUGGCAUAGCGCUCAUGAAGCAGUUUGGGUGGCAGGCUGAUCUGCGGGACCCGGAUCUAGAGAUCUUCGUGCAUCUUAAUGACAUUCACUCUGUGGUGGGGAUUCCUCUUUUCAGGCUUCCACUGGCAAACAGAGAGUAUAUCAAAACAGUAGGGCUGCGGUCAACAAUCGCAUGGGCCAUGGCAUCUCUGGCUGAAAUCAGUGCGGGUGCUUUUGUGCUGGAUCCCAUGUGUGGGCUAGGAACAAUACUGCUGGAAGCUGCCAGAGAGUGGCCUGAAGCCUGUUACUGGGGUGCUGAUAUAAGUGAUUCACAGUUGGAGGGUGCAGAUGUGAAUAUUAAGACUGCAGGCUUGAUGGAUAAGAUUGAAUUACUUAAAGCUUCUGUGAAAGCAUUGCCGUUGCCUUCAGAAAGCUUUGAUGCUGUGAUUUCGGAUAUUCCAUUUGGGAAGAAGUUCAAAAUCACAAAAGACAUACAGCUCUUUCCAGAUAUUCUCCAAGAAAUGGACAGAGUACUUCGUGUUGGAGGCAUUAUUGUAUUGCUGCUGAGCCAAGAUCUCCAUAAGCACAUGGAUGGCAUUACUGAGUGUGCUGAAAAUGACUCUGCUAAUGCCAUUUCUGGUGGCACAAGUGAAACCACCACUGCAAAAGCCCUGAAUGUUGAUGGGAAUUCUUCCUCCUUGGUGAAUGUUGCUGAAGAAUCCUGUCUCAGGAGCAGACAGACAUGUUUUGGGUCUCUGGUGCCAUGUGGCGUCCAUGGAGUUAGUCUUGGAAAGACAGAUGCUUUCAUAUACAAAUACAGGAAGAUCUCUGCUGCUGGGAAUCAGUAGCUUUCUUGCACUGUGCCUAAGUAAACUUGAUUCCUGAUACACUUGAAAAGCCACAUG
Messenger RNA from Pterocles gutturalis (yellow-throated sandgrouse), 1446 nucleotides. RefSeq names its product THUMP domain containing 2 (gene THUMPD2). NCBI's taxonomy places the organism in Eukaryota, Metazoa, Chordata, Aves, Pterocliformes, Pteroclidae. Gene Ontology annotation, biological process: tRNA methylation. The transcript is spliced from 9 exons. The annotation marks the transcript as partial. The record is from RefSeq and is a predicted model, not a curated record. Gene Ontology annotation, molecular function: tRNA (guanine) methyltransferase activity; RNA binding.